AUGUUGGCUGACCAUGGAUUAGCAAUCAAGGAGAACGAACUGGAUUACGAUUUUAUCUAUGAGAUGUCCCGAUCUAGCGAAUCCCUUGUGGUGUGCGAUGUGGCCGAAGACCUCGUGGAGAAGCUGAGGAAAUUCCGCUUCCGCAAAGAAACCAACAAUGCGGCCAUUAUCAUGAAAAUCGACAAGGACAAGCAGCUGGUGGUUCUGGAUGAAGAGCACGAGGGUAUUUCCCCGGACGAACUCAAAGACGAGCUUCCAGAGAGGCAGCCUCGAUUCAUUGUCUAUAGCUACAAGUACCAGCAUGACGAUGGGAGAGUCUCUUACCCGCUCUGCUUCAUCUUCUCCAGCCCAGUUGGGUGCAAGCCUGAGCAGCAGAUGAUGUAUGCCGGUAGCAAAAACAAGCUUGUACAGACCGCAGAACUUACAAAGGUAAGGCUGGAGCAAGGUCUGGAUAUGCAUGUAAAUUCUGUGUAAUGCUAUAA
Anolis sagrei ordinatus is the source of this 482-nucleotide messenger RNA. The record is from RefSeq and is a predicted model, not a curated record. Lineage: Eukaryota; Metazoa; Chordata; Lepidosauria; Squamata; Anolidae.